UAAUUUGUUGAAUCUAUAAAGUAUGCAUAGCUCAUACUGAUACUUGGGCAAACACAUUUUCCAACAUAGAACUUGGAAAAGUUUUUUAUCUGACCAUUCUUUCAAUGAAGGGCAGACGAUAUCUUCUUCAGAGCCUUCUCCUCCAUGGCCUUCUCUUGGCUUUGCUUACUAACAGAGCAGCAUCUGAUCAUUCUCCAUCCAAUACCAAUAAAAAGAGCUACAUUGUCUACAUGGGCGACCGGCCUAAUGAUGGAAGUUCCACAUCCUUACUUCAUAGCAGCAUGCUACAAGAUGCCUUUGGCAGUCAAUUUGUUACAAAGUCAGUGAUCUAUAGCUACAAAAAGAGUUUUAAUGGGUUCGUGGUGGAGCUAACCGAGGAACAAGCACAAAAAAUUACUGGAAUGGAAGGCAUAGUAUCUGUGUUUCCAAAUGAAAAAAGAAAUCUUCAUACAACAAAGUCAUGGGACUUUAUUGGCUUCUCCCAACAAGUUGAAAGAGCAGCUUUGGAAAGUGAUAUUAUCAUCGGAGUUUUUGACACCGGAAUUUGGCCUGAAUCUGAAAGUUUUAAUGACAAAGGACUUGGUCCACCUCCCAGCAAAUGGAAAGGCAGGUGCCAAGUAGCAGCAGGCAAUUUCACUUGCAACAAUAAGAUCAUAGGUGGACAAUAUUACCGCAGCUCUGGGUUUUUUGUCCUAAAUGACAUUAAUUCUCCAAGAGACUCUGAUGGUCAUGGUACUCAUACUGCAUCAACCGCAGCCGGGAAGUUAGUUAAUGGGGCAAACCUGUAUGGCUUUGGUUCAGGAACAGCCCGAGGAGGGGUUCCAUCUGCGCGUAUUGCUGUGUACAAAAUUUGUUGGUCAGAUGGUUGUUUUGAUGCUGACAUUCUUGCAGCAUUUGAUGAUGCAAUUUCAGAUGGGGUUGACAUUAUAUCUAUUUCAGUUGGAAUAUCAUCAGGACAACCCUAUUUCAAAGAUUCUAUUGCAAUCGGAGCCUUUCAUGCCAUGAAAAAUGGCGUAUUGACUGUAACCUCUGCAGGUAAUGAUGGCCCCGACCGUUCAACCAUCUCAAAUUAUUCACCAUGGUCCCUUUCUGUGGCUGCUAGCACCAUAGACCGCAAAUUUUUCACCAAGAUGCAGCUUGGAAACAAUAAGAUUUAUGAGGGAAUAUCAAUAAAUACAUUUGAUCUCAAGAACGAAAUGUACCCUAUCAUUUAUGGUGGUGAUGCCCCCAACACUACUGCAAAUUAUACGGGACGUUUGUCCAGGUAUUGCUAUACGAAUUCACUAGACCAGAAUUUGGUGAAGGGCAAAAUUGUUCUUUGUGAUGCAGCACUCACUGGGAGAGGACCUCUUUUUGCUGGUGCAGUUGGUGCAGUGAUGCGAGACGAGGGUCCAUAUGAUUAUGCUGACUUCUAUCUUUUGCCUGCAUCUUUCGUUGAUCUAGUCGAUGGCGAAAAGAUUUUUCAAUUUGUAAACUUGACAAGUACCCCAACUGCAACUAUAUAUAAGAGUGAUGAGGCUAAUGACUCACUUGCUCCUUAUAUAGUCUCUUUCUCAUCAAGAGGUCCGAAUCCAAUCACACCUGACAUACUCAAGCCAGAUUUGUCUGCACCAGGGGUUCACAUUCUAGCUGCAUGGUCUUUAGUUUCCCCUGUUUCUCAACUUACAGGCGAUAAUAGAUUCGCGCCAUUCAACAUAAUCUCAGGAACAUCAAUGUCCUGCCCACAUGUUUCUUCUGCAGCUGCCUAUGUUAAAUCAUUUCAUCCCACAUGGUCUCCUGGUGCUAUUAAAUCUGCCCUCAUGACCACAGCCUACCCUAUGAGUUCCAGCAUUAACUUGGACGCUGAAUUUGCUUACGGCUCAGGCAAUUUGAAUCCUACCAAGGCUGUCAAUCCUGGUCUACUAUAUGAUUCUGAGGAAGUUGACUACAUAAAAUUUUUAUGUGGACAAGGAUAUGGCACUCGAUUUCUACAAUUAGUAACCGGGGAUAAUUCUACUUGUUCUGAAGCUACCAAUGGAACAGUUUGGGAUCUAAACUACCCUUCCUUUGCUCUUUUUACCUCACCCUUGAAACCUAUUAGCCAUGCCUUCAACAGGACUGUCACAAACGUGGGAUCACCAAUGUCUAUAUAUAGAGCAAAAGUGACUGUCCCACCAGGAGCACUUAAGAUACAAGUUAAUCCAAAUGUUUUGUCAUUCACAUCUCUGGGGCAGAAGCUAUCAUUUGUAUUAACAAUUGAAGGAAAAACUGAUAAAUCUAUAGUUUCUGCUUCUUUGGAAUGGGAUGAUGGUGUGCACAUAGUGAGGAGUCCCAUCGUUGUAUUUAUUUCAAUAUCAUAAUAUCUUACAAAUAGCUCUACUCUAAUGAUUCUGGGGACUCAAGCAAAUAAGGAACUAUGUAAUUCUUGGGGGUUGAGUAAAUCCCUGCUUAUAUAGUGGACAAUCGUUUCCUUGUUGGCUUGUUGCUGCUGUCUGCAGCCUUGUUUGUUUUGUAGCAGCUUUACUGCUUUCUAUG
Durio zibethinus is the source of this 2514-nucleotide messenger RNA. RefSeq names its product cucumisin-like. Lineage: Eukaryota; Viridiplantae; Streptophyta; Magnoliopsida; Malvales; Malvaceae. The record is from RefSeq and is a predicted model, not a curated record. Gene Ontology annotation, molecular function: serine-type endopeptidase activity. Gene Ontology annotation, biological process: proteolysis.